AUGCUUGCAAGAUCUAGAAUUAUAUCAUCUCGUUUGUUGAACCGCUCAAGUGCUGGUGGUGCUGCUGCUUUGAAGAGAACUGCUGGUCUAUCUCUUCGUUAUAAUUCCACUAUAAGUACAAAAAGUGAUGUCUCAUUGGCAAAUUUCCAAAAAGUUUAUGAUCCUUCUAUCUCAACAAAUGCUCAAGAUCGUUUGAAACCUUUGGACAAUUUCCAAAGACGUCAUUUAGGUCCUGGCUAUAAAGAUGUUGAACAUAUGUUAUCAACUUUAGGUUUUAAUGAUUUAAAUGAUUUCGUUGCUAAUACAGUUCCUGAAAAUGUAUUAAUCAAGAGAAAAUUAAAUAUUCAACCAGAACAUGGAUUCACUGAAACUGAAAUGAUUUCUAAUUUAGAAUCAAUUGCCAAAAAGAAUAAAGUUUUCAGAUCUUUUAUUGGUAAAGGUUAUUAUAAUACUAUAACUCCACCAGUUAUUAAGAGAAAUAUCUUGGAAUCACCAGAAUGGUAUACUUCUUAUACCCCAUAUCAACCAGAAGUUUCACAAGGUCGUUUAGAAUCAUUAUUGAAUUUCCAAACUGUUAUCUCAGAUUUAACUGGAUUACCUGUUUCAAAUGCUUCUUUAUUAGAUGAAGGUACUGCAGCUGCUGAAGCAUUAAGUAUUUCUUAUAAUAAUGCAAGAAAGAAAAAAUCAAAAUAUGUUGUUGAUACUGAUAUUCAUCCACAAACUUUAUCAGUUUUGAAAACAAGAGCUUAUCCAUUAAAUAUUGAAAUUGUUCAAUUAGAUUUAACUACACAACAAGGCUUAGAAGAAUUAGAAUCAAUUAAAAGUGAAAUUUUUGGUGCAUUAUUACAAUAUCCAUCCUCAAGUGGUGAUAUCUUAGAUCUAGAUCAUUUACAAAAAAUUUCAGAUGUUGUUCAUUCUUCAAAAGGUUUAUUUGCAGUUGCUUCAGAUUUAUUAGCAUUAACAUUAUUAAAACCACCAUCAUCAUUUGGUGCUGAUAUUGCAUUAGGUUCAUCUCAAAGAUUUGGUGUUCCAAUGGGUUUUGGUGGUCCUCAUGCUGCUUUUUUUUCAGUUAUUGAAAAAUUAAAUAGAAAAAUUCCUGGUAGAAUUGUUGGUGUUUCUAAAGAUAGAUUAGGAAAUCAAGCUCUUAGAUUAGCUUUACAAACUAGAGAACAACAUAUUAAGAGAGAUAAGGCAACUUCAAAUAUUUGUACUGCUCAAGCUUUAUUAGCUAAUAUUGCAUCAAAUUAUGCAGUUUAUCAUGGUCCUGUUCAAUUGAAAAAAAUUGCUCAAAGAGUUUAUGGUUAUACUUCAAUUUUAGCUUCUUAUAUUCAACAAAAUAGUUCACAUACCAUUGAAAAUAAACAAUGGUUUGAUACUUUAACAAUUAAAUUAUCUGAUGGGGUCUCAAGUGAUGAAAUUUUAUCCAAGGCUGUUGAACAAUAUCAAAUCAAUUUAUUUAAAGUUGAUGAAUCAACUAUUUCAUUAAGUUUGGAUGAAAGUAUUACCAAAAAAGAUUUAGUUGACCUAACUGAAUUAUUUACAGGUAAAGCUAUUACAACUGAAUCAAUUUCUGAAUUCCCAGAAUUUCCAAAUAAUUUAACAAGAACUGAUAAAAUUUUAUCAAAUCCAGUUUUCAAUUUACAUCAUUCAGAAACUGCAAUGUUAAGAUAUUUACACAAUUUACAUAAUAAAGAUAUUUCAUUAGCUAAUACAAUGAUACCAUUAGGUUCAUGUACUAUGAAAUUAAAUGGUACUGUGGAAAUGUUACCAUUAUCAUGGCCAGAAUUUGGUUCAAUUCAUCCAUUUGUUCCAAAAAAUCAAGUUGAAGGUUAUAAAGAAUUAAUUGAUGUCUUGGAAAAAGAUUUAGCUAAUAUUACUGGGUUUAGUGCAACUACUUUACAACCAAAUUCAGGUGCACAAGGUGAAUUUUCAGGUUUAAGAGUUAUUAAACAAUAUCAUGAAUCAAAUGGUGAUUUUAAUCGUAAUAUUUGUUUAAUUCCAGUUUCUGCUCAUGGUACAAAUCCUGCAUCUGCAGCUAUGUCAAAUUUUAAAGUUAUUCCAAUUGAAUGUUUAGAAAAUGGUUCAUUAGAUCUUGAAGAUGUUGAAAAAAAGGUUAAACAAUAUAAAGAUAACUUAGGUGCUAUAAUGAUUACAUAUCCUUCAACUUAUGGUUUAUUUGAACCAACAGUUAAACGUGCUAUUGAAUUGGUUCAUGAAAAUGGUGGUCAAGUUUAUUUAGAUGGUGCAAAUAUGAAUGCACAAGUUGGUUUAACUUCACCAGGUGAUUUAGGUGCUGAUGUUUGUCAUUUGAAUUUACACAAGACAUUUGCAAUUCCACAUGGUGGUGGUGGUCCAGGUGUUGGUCCAAUUUGUGUUGCUGAGCAUUUAAUUCCAUUCUUACCAAAACAUUCAAUUGUGGAAAUUGAAGGUUCAACUGAACAAUCCAUUGAAUCUGUUAGUUCUGCCCCAUAUGGUUCAGCUUCAAUCUUACCAAUUUCAUAUGCUUAUAUUAAAUUAUUAGGUUCUACUGGGUUACCAUUCAGUUCUACUAUUGCAUUAUUAAAUGCUAAUUACAUGAUGACUAGAUUAAAAGAAUAUUAUGAUAUUGCAUUUGUUGGUAAAGAUGGUGUCAAACAAUGUGGUCAUGAAUUUAUCUUGGAUUUAAGAGCUUAUAAAAACAAAGGUAUUGAAGCUAUUGAUGUUGCUAAAAGAUUACAAGAUUAUGGAUUCCAUGCACCAACUUUAGCAUUCCCGGUUCCAGGUACAUUAAUGAUUGAACCAACCGAAUCUGAAAAUCUAGAAGAAUUAGAUAGAUUUGUUAAUUCAUUGAUUUCUAUCAAGAGUGAAAUUGAUGCAUUUAUUGCUGGUGAACCAUUAGGUCAAGUUUUAAAAUUUGCUCCACAUUCUUUAAGUGAUGUUGUUUCAUCAAAAGAUUGGGAAACUAGAGGAUAUACUAGAGAUCAAGCUGUUUAUCCAUUACCACAUUUAAGAGAUAAUAAAUUUUGGCCAACAGUUGCAAGAUUAGAUGAUACAUAUGGUGAUUUGAAUCUAUUAUGUACUUGUCCAUCAGUUGAAGAAAUUGCAGCUGAUCAAUAA
Molecule: messenger RNA, 3096 nt
Organism: Hansenula ciferrii
Lineage: Eukaryota; Fungi; Ascomycota; Saccharomycetes; Phaffomycetales; Wickerhamomycetaceae
Gene: GCV2
Product: glycine decarboxylase subunit P
Exons: 1
Coding region: 1-3096 (1031 amino acids)
Biological process (GO): glycine decarboxylation via glycine cleavage system
Cellular component (GO): glycine cleavage complex; mitochondrion
Molecular function (GO): glycine dehydrogenase (decarboxylating) activity; glycine binding; pyridoxal phosphate binding
Source: RefSeq, a predicted model, not a curated record